This is a messenger RNA of Durio zibethinus, 1108 nucleotides long. Its product is annotated as 26S proteasome non-ATPase regulatory subunit 8 homolog A-like. Gene Ontology annotation, cellular component: proteasome regulatory particle, lid subcomplex; cytosol; nucleus. The record is from RefSeq and is a predicted model, not a curated record. NCBI's taxonomy places the organism in Eukaryota, Viridiplantae, Streptophyta, Magnoliopsida, Malvales, Malvaceae. Gene Ontology annotation, biological process: proteasome-mediated ubiquitin-dependent protein catabolic process.
UUUUUUUCCCUUACGUAUUUUGCUAGAGCGGCCUCUUAAGUGAAAGUGGAAAAAAAUAGAAAAAGAAAUUCCGUUGUUUCAGCAACACGAAAAGAACAGAGAGAUGGAUCCACAGCUAACCGAAGUUUCGCAGCUAUUCCAGCGAUUCAAUGCUGCGUUUAUCAGAAAAGAUUACGAUUCCUGCGCCAAUCUCCUUUCUCAGCUCAAGGUGUUACUGACAAAGUUCAGGAGCCUUCCUCCAUUAUUCGAAAAUACGCCUAAUGCGGAAAAUGAAUUGCUGUUAGCAAGGGAAAUUUAUGAGCAAGCUGUUGUUCUUAGUGUGAAGAUUGAGGAUCAAGAUGCCUUUGAGAGGGAUUUCUUCCAGUUGAAGCCCUAUUAUACAGAUGCGGGCAGUAGCCGUCUUCCAGCAUCCCCUCAAGAGUACCCGAUUUUAGGUCUUAAUCUCUUGAGACUUCUUGUCCAGAACAGAAUUGCUGAGUUUCAUACUGAACUGGAACUGCUUUCAGCCAGUGCUCUGGAGAAUCCUUGCAUCAAGCAUGCUGUGGAGCUGGAGCAAUCGUUUAUGGAAGGGGCUUACAAUCGUGUGUUGAGUGCUAGACAGACUGCUCCUCAUGAAACUUAUGUUUAUUUCAUGGAUCUCUUGGCAAAAACAGUGAGAGAUGAAAUAGCCGGAUGCAGUGAGAAGGCAUAUGACUAUCUUUCAAUUAAUGAUGCUCGACAGAUGUUACUGUUCUCAUCCGAUCAAGAACUUUUGGAAUACAUCCAAGAGGAGCAUCCUGAGUGGGAGGUGAAGAAUGGAUUUGUCUUUUUCCAGAAGGCAAAAGAAUCUGCACCAAGUAAGGAGAUUCCAUCACUACAACUGAUCAACCAAACUCUUAGUUAUGCAAGGGAGUUGGAGCGGAUUGUCUAGGGAAGUUGCUUCCAAUGGUUGCUUUUGCUUCUUCUUGAGACACUCAUGUCACUUGACAUCGAUUCUGUUGUUGAUUUUACUUUCUACAUUCAGUAUGAAACUGAAAAAGUUUUUCAUAUUUCAAAUUAUAUACUUUAGUGGCUCCAAAUUGCUAUGAUCAUGUCACUUUUUUUUUAUAAUUUCCAGUAGGAAAUUUUU